AUGGCCACUAGCAAUGCGAGGAGCGGGUUAUCCUCCGAAGGUGGAGAAGAAGUGGAAGGUGAUGAGGGGGGCGGAGAGGAAUCCGAGGAGGAGGAACAAGAAGAGAACGAAGAAGAAAAUAGUGACGAAGAUUACGCUCCUCCCGGAGACAGUGCAGUUGAAUCGGAGGCUACGAAUGUGGAUUUACAUACAUCCGUUGAAGUCUCUGACCCGAGACACGCGCAGUCUGAAGCCGAGUCGAGGGAAGGGUCGGUGAAUGUGGAUACGACUGAGGGAAGAGGAUCCGAGCAGAGAGCGGGAGAUGAAGUUAUAGAUGUUUCGGAGGACAGUGAAAACGACCUGCUGAAAGUGGGUGUGGGAGGAGCACAGAAGGAGAAAUUGGACGAACGCUGCCUGGGGCAGCCCGUAAGCAACGAUCCAGAUCUCUUAUUACCAAAUUGUCCAAUUUGCAUGGAACGGUGGGCCGGCCAAGGUGUUCAUCGAGUCUGGUUGGUCUUUUUUCUUUUGUUUACGUAGAUUUCUCUACAUCCAGUCUCAAAAAUUGUCGAAAAAUAGCCCUACGUGUACUAAAAUUAUUUUUCGAGACUGCUUGUUCUCGUCAUUUUGCAACGUGCUUGAAAUGACAUAUAUAUGGGUUUAAUUGUGUGAACGAAGACGGUUAGGCCUUGUACAACCCAUGAAAGCGUUAGAAAAGACCCCUAAUGUUUAUCAAAAUAAGAACUUUCCUUAUCGCGGGGAGCAAUGUGUGCAUUUCCAUCGUAGGACUUGAUCCGUAAAUGAUGUUUUGACGAUAUCACGAGAUUGCGCCGGGAAAACCCGAGUAGCUUCGCUAACUUAUGUGAACUAAAUAUCCAUUUCUGAAAAAUCCGACUUCAUCCGUCCCUACUCCAGCGUGCAAGGUCCUGUUGUUAACGAAAAAAUAAGAUAGUUUAAAGUUAAAAGGCGUAGUUCUGAUGUUUGCCUUUUUUUACAUUUCGCCCCGUUUUCAGUUAUAUCUCUAAAAAUGGUUCUCAAAUAAGAACUGGAGUUAUUUACAUGUCUCAAUUACUUCGAUUCUUGAUAUAUGCCUAUCAAUAGUUAUGAAUUCUGUGUAUGGUGACACCUUUGAAGACUUGCUAUUGAAAGUCAUCUCUGAUGUCAAUCCCUUUUGAAAUGUAGUUGUAUUCCUUGUGGACACCUGUAUGGUAGAUCGUGCCUUGAGCGUUGGGUUAGACGUUGUGGGGCUAGUUUCGCAAAGGUAGCCACUUAAAUCACUUCCUUUAUUUUGUUGUCCAGCAUGAUUGGCGGGAAUAAUGUUUCUAGUCUGACAAAUGGUAUAGCAUUUACCUUUUUUCGCCUGUGCAUAUAAAGUUUUGGUCAGAACUAGUCUCAUAUAGAAUAUUCCAUCAUUGAUGUCUUGCUGAUUGGGAAAUGUAGUGUAUGCUGGUAGUGUGCUCCAUGUGAACCAUUCUAUUUUGUAGGUGCAUUCACUCUUGUCAGAUACUAAUAUUCAAUUGGAUCAGUAGAGGCUUUUUCCCUGGAUGAAAACUCUGAAUGAUGUUGAAAAAUGAGCCAGAACUAAGUCAUGGAUAAAUGAUAGGAAUGCCAAAGAAUUGCUUUGUCUGUCAAUGGCUAGAUGGCCUUGUUACAUCAGUGUAUGAAAAAACUUAUUUCUGAAGCUGUCUGAGGACUGGUGUUGCGGUUUUGAUAAAGUAUCAUUGAAAGAGAAAAGAGAAUGCCGUGGAAGUAUGCUAUAAGUACUGCAAAUAAAGACAUCUUCGGAACAUUAAUCCUGUGAUAUCAUCUUUUAUUUAACCAGCUGGGAGAGGUAUGUUAUGGCAGGUUACCCUCUUUCUGAGUUCCGGUGAAUAGUUUCAGUAUAACUGGGCCAUGGAAAGGUAGCCGUUGUUUUGUACCAUUCCCCUGUUGGAACCUUAUUAUGACAUCGUCAAAAGAGGCAAAAUUGUAGCAUACGCAUAACACCGUCAGGUAGCAUAUGUCAAAUGCAAUUCAGAAGAAACCUCACAGGCGGGUGAGUACUGUUCGAUUUAACCCUGACAUAAGGCAUUGCAGUCUCCUAAUUUUGGACAUCAGAUUCUAUGGGCAGAUUGUCAUUUGGAACCUUUGUACGUGAUCAUGGUUAUAUGAAGACAUUAACAGUAUUAUUCAUCAUACAACGGGGACAAAGUUAGGAAGACUGUAGAUUGUGGACUUGAGAUUCUUCAGGUUGAUCCUAAGUUGGGGACUUUGUACAUUAUUGCAAUUAUAAGUGUUGUAGAUGGUGUUGAAACGCAAUAUCUGAAAAUGUUCCUUGUGAUAUUUUUCUCUGAAAAUAAACAUCAUUCUUUUAAAGAUUAUCCAUGGUUCAUUAUCAUCGGGUUUAAUGACAAUCCCAUCCUUCAAGUUGCGUGUACUUUUUGGUGGAUUGCAGUCGAGGAAUAUCUUGGGUUUGUUAACAUGAUGUUUAGCUGUCCAUGAAAUCUGUCCAUCGAAUUGUUCCCCUGGAUCAAAAACUUCAUUGCUCUCGCUACCUCAAUAAUAAGUUUGCAUUCAGAGGUCUAGUAUGAAAUAAGGUCACACUUUUGCGGCUCUAAUCCUUGAUCAACAGCAUCCAUCAGGCUGAGCAUGUCCAUAGUGGGCUGUGAUCGUUGGUGUAAGUGUGAAACAACGACCUGGUGACCGCUUGAUCCUCCAUGUCAGCCCCAUUGUUGCCAACCAUCCUUUUUUGGAGUUCUUGGAUUGAUCUCCUUUUGUUCUCUGUCUCUCUUUGUGCUGAGUAUGAAAUGGUGUAUUUUGAUCGCUUGAGUGUUUUAUGUUUUGAAUGAGGUCACCGUGUGAUAAAAGUUUUAUAACGAAAGGCAAGAGGCAGUGGUGAGGUCAUGAUUGACUAUCGCAGAGUGGAGUGUAGCAUUUUUCAUAUGUUGAUUUCCUCAUCCGUCAGAAUCAAUUAAUAGAUGUCUUGCUCAUGAAGCUGACUUAAGCCGGAAUUUUGGUUUGUUUAUGUCAACUACAUAAUUGGGUUUUUUGGUCUAAUGUCUAAGCCUAACCCCAUGGUAGCCUAAGCUGGAGAUACUCUAAUUUAGUCUGGUCAGAAAGCUGGAUUGGUUUGAUGUUGUAGCUUUUUUACAUUCUAUUCCAGUGGGUCCAGCCCACCCAUUACUUCAUGCAUUAGCUCUUUGAAGAAAUCCCACGUAUGGCCUCUAAUUUUCUAACUUAGCACCGAAAGUGCUAUUAUAUUUCUUCACCGUCAUUAUUGGCAUGGGAGCUUCUCAACUCUUUUUCACAUAAAUAAACAUGGAGAUUUGCUAAGCCAAGUGUCUGGUGCAUCGCGCAUUCAACUAAAUGACACAUGCUCAAACUUGCCGAAGUUUCACUCUUUUUGUUUCAUCUGGUCUUGACUGGGCUAGUCCUUAAGGUUUUGUUUGGCUUUCACUUCUAAUGACCAUAAGCGAGCUCAGCUCAGGUUCAAGCAUUGCCAUAUAUGUGCCUGCUGAAAAGUAACUUGCAUCUGUUUCUCUCCACCCUGAAAACGAUGAAGGUCGCUGUUGAUGUUUCAUUCCAUCUUGAUUAACAUAUUUCUUAUUCUCUAGUAGGAGCAUGUGGAUGCGACUAAUUGGCGAACUUUCUGUCUGUAACUGUGGAAGAGGAAUUUUGUCAGUAAUUUUCCUCUUUUUUUUAAUAAUUAGAAUCGGCAUAAUAGGAAGCAUCAUAACCUUUCUAGAAGAGGGUUUUUAUGAUCAUAGCACUGGGUAAAGUUUUCCUACUAUCUACCUAGUAGUUUAAUCUUGUAAUGCCCUGCAACUUCCACGAAUUAAUAGGAUGCGGUUUUCAAAAAAAUGAAGAUAUAUCUUUCUAUCACUAAAUCGAUAAACAACAUUAUCUCCUGUAGAGUUGAUUAUGCUUUAUCACCAGUUUUUUUUUAUAGAUUCCUCAUUGGUUAUUCUUUUUGCAGUGCCCUCAGUGCAAGAAACGUUUCAAAGUAGAGGAAAUUAUAAAUCUAUAUGCGCCACAAGUUGCUGUUUUGAAUGAUGAUCUAGAGAAGGUCUUGACCAUCACUUAUAUCUGUUGAGUAACUGCUUACCAUUCUCUGAUCCGUUUGUCUUCAUUUCACAGGAAUUAAGUAUUCUUCGACAAAAGAAUGAAUCUCUCAAUAUCGAAGUAAGUCAUGUAUGAGACUUUGUAUCCUUUGGAUCUGUUUUCCGGACAGUUUCUUACAAAUAAAAAUAUUUCACCUAGUAAAUCUUGAAGAGGUAGAUAGGAUUCCACCUGGAAAUCCUGGGUGAGAAACAGUGGAAAGGAUAAGCCCCGAAACCCCUGGUGACGCAUGUAGGUCUUUCCCAAAGGUGAGAAUAUAUUGAUGUUUGAAACAAAACAAGACUAAUGGGCCCAAGUAGGUCUGGCGGGCCCAAGGAGUUUCUUACCAACAAAGGAUUUCCAUUCUUCAACAAUUAUGAAGCACCCAUCUUUACACUAAAGGCUUCAGGCCUUGGCGCUGGUAUUUGAUGAUCGAAUUUUAUGAUUCAAUGUUAUUUUGAUGUUACCUUGACAUAUCAAUAUGAGUUAUAUAUUCUCAUAAUAUGAGAAUUCACCUUUGGUUUUACAGAUUAUCAUGCAUUUACUCGUUCCGGAUGUUAACGAUGAGUAUAUGACCAAAGUGUACGUUAACAAACUUUAAAAAGUAAAGAUGUGAGAAAUCGAGAACCUGCUGUCAGAGUAUACAAUUAAGCUAGAGUUUUGUGAAGGCUUUGUGUUUGUGGUCAAUAAUAGAAAGCACAGGCUUUUGCAUGUUCUUUUCUCGGUGUGAUGUGUAGCACAGGAUGUAUUCUCGACUUGAUUUUUAUUUAUUUAUUUAAUGCAAUAAAUACAGUCACAUAGUUUGUGGUUAAUUCCUUCAUAUUGUUGUUAAAAUUUUGUUAAUCUAGCUACAAAACAAGAGGAUAGUCAUAAAUUUACAUUUUUAGUGAUUAAAGCAAGUCAUUUUUUUUCAGCGGAAAAAAUUGCUUGACGAAGUAAGCAAGUUAAAGGUACAUCUCUAUAUUGCAUUACUCUCUUUUUGUUUUAUUUGCAUUUGUCUUCAUCAACAGUUUCUUGCCUUGGUCUUUCAAAUCAGAUCAUAGCCCUUAAUAAACUGGGGCAGGUCUGACUCUAUUCUGGAUCAGAUAGGUCAAAUUGGCUGGCUUUGGUAAAAGGAGCUAAUGGGAUUGAAAGGACACUGAGGGAUAUUGGUUCAUUUUUUUAGAUUAUCGUCUAAUUUUCUUAGUAAAAUAGAGUAAAUGCUUAAUAAAAUUUCAAACAUGUUUUCAUUAGAAAUUCAGCCCCUUUUACAACAUACUUUCCAGGCUCCAUUGUUAUAUGGUAGUCAGGGCGGCAACCUGUUAGUGCUGCUCCCUCAUCAGUAAUCCAAGUGAGGUUGGUAGACAUUUGGGUGGCCUUUUUGGAAAUAUCAAGGACUAAUUGAAUCUCCUACAAUGAAAAUCGGACUGGCUGUGGUUUCCUUUAAUAGCAAAAACUGAUUUUGGUCGAAAUUGGCUGAUUUUCCACACCGUGAUGCUAAAACUCUUUCCUUUUUCUUCCCGUUCCUCCCUCUCUCCUUCCACUCCCUUCCCCUUUUUUUCUUCUUUUCGUUGCAUUGAUGCUGUCACUUAUUGUCUAUUCUAACCGAGAGAAGAGGCACUGUGUGGAUGCUACAACUUGCUCGUUAGUUUAUUAGAUUUUCUCUGUACGAAAUAUCAAAAAUUAUUGAACAAAUGGAAAGAAGUGGAACUAUUAAUGGCAAUCCUUGAAGUUUGGAUCCUUUAUUUAUCCAUCCCUUUUUUUUAACUAUUUCCGUUUGUAUAGAUUUAUGAUACGUAGAUGUUGUGUCGAGCAGUGAUGACCUAAAUCUGUUAACGGUAGAAUUUUUCCAUCAUUAUUUUUUUCAGGUAGAAUGUCAGUGUAUAGGGCCCUGUGCUAUCUUUUCAGUUGUCUAGUUCUCACUUUUAUACUUUUAAUGGUUUAUUUCUGGCAGAAAGAUGCAGAAGACUACACACAAUUGGUAAGAUUGUAUUGCACUUUGUUGUUUAAGUUGUGAUCUACUUAAUGAUUUUAUAGCAAAAGCAAUCCAAUCCUGCAGAUUCUUGACGACUCCCGUUUUGGUUAUAUGUUUAGAAAAAGGCAUGCAUCCGUAAUGUUUUCCCUGGAGCAGUUUGCAUGACGGCCUCCGACUUUUUCAAUGAAUCACAGAUCCCUUCUUUGCAAGGUAUCAAGUUAUUUGUGCAUUUAUUAUCUCUCGUCAGAACAUCACAUCACGCAUAUUUCUCAAAUUUGUCUUCAAUUUUAGUCUUUAAUUUAUGAGGGAACGUAUAUGCCUGUUUAAUGGGAGGGGUGUGGUGUCUCUUUCAAGUUUCUUGGUCUUCUGCCUCCCCCCCAAUUUUAUGUAACUGUCUAUUGAACGUGGUACACCACUCCUUGAGGUGAUAGCUUCAUGAUUUGUGUUCUUGGCUUGCGCUAUUCUUAUGCAACUGAUUGAUGUUAUAAUGUGAGCGCAGGAUCAAUUUUCCUCUACCCAAAUACCGGACAGGAGGGCCAUUUCUUCGGUGACAUUGUUUUACAGGUAUGGCCAUCUCGCUCUUUUGAAAUCAGCGAUGUUUUGUAUACUAUUACAUAUAUUCUGGCAUAUCAUGGAGAGACGAAUGCCAUUUCUCUUUUCAACUCAUGGUUCGUUUUCAAUGCUCACCGGGGCCUUAUUCCCAAAAAAAUUUGGACGAUUUUUUAAACAAGAAGUGUUGUGACGUAGACGAAUAUCCAACCUUCGAGUUUUGUUGUUGAUAAUCGUGACUUCAAUAAGGAAAAUGUCUUUAGAGAUCUCAUAGAAUUUCGCGCUUCCUUGUGAUUUAAGGAGUAAACUCUGGGACCACCAGUAUACAAACUCCUUGAUGAAGGGUGUAAUUAGCAUCAGUAAAUAAAGGUAUUGGCAUGGCCAUACUGAGCUUUUAUCCAAUAUCCAGACGAUGUUCUUGAUGAAGUACUUGUAUCACAUACUUAAUAGAGGAUUAUGGGUUCCGACUGACUUUUCCUAUCAAUUGUGGGUAAUGGCUAAAAUGAUAAAUUGAGAAUUGUCUUUUCCUAUUAGUUAUGGAUAAUGCUUAUAAUGCCUCCAGUGAUCGGUUGACAAUUCCUUGUCUGCAGGACGAACUACAGUUUGAUGGGGCCAGAGUUCUGGAUAUUGAUGCUUCUUGUCAUGUCUUACUCAUCUCGGGAAAGUUACCUGGGUGGAGAGGAGGGCAUGCUCUGACUAAAGUAUUUCCCUUUUUCACCCGAUCAACCUAAGAUCUUACUCAUUCUAAUUUUUUGAAAUCUCUGAUGCAUCGCAAAUAACUUGGUGUUUCUUUCCUGUUUUGAUGUUGUGUGCAGGUUAGUUUAUUAUGUCCAUAUGCAGUGCAAAGCAUUCCGCUCCCUGACGACACUGGUGCUGUCAGGGACCUUCACUUUUCACCUGUUGACGCGAUUCUUCCUGGUAGGCUCGCGGUAUUGGCUUCCUUGGGGAAGAAAUUAUCUGUUUUCAGGUGCCGCUUUUCCUGUUUUUCGUAUUUAAUUCUCUAUAAUUCCUUAUUUGCACAUGUGAGGGCUAAUAAUAGGCAUGGUCCUUUUUUUCAGCAUGGAAAGCAAUAAUAUUGUCCUCAAGUACAACUUACCGGUAAAUGUCUCAUCUCAGUCUUUCUUCAGUCCAUUGGUUGAAAGAUUAUCGUCGUUCUUCAUUGGGUUUUAAGUCAACUACCACAUUUCAUCUUAGUUAUAUCUCAAAGCAAAUUUCUAUCAGUUAAUUAAUUAUACUUCGUAUAUUGCCUCCAGCCUAUUACUAUUUAUUAAGCUUAACAGGCUGUAGAGAAAAACUGCUCCCAUGUCCGCCAUCUCUGGCCGAUGUGAGGUUCUGGUUUAGGGUUUUUACUUCCUCAUGUAUCUGUAAAUUCUUUGUUAUAUUAACGCGGGGACCCCAGUACGAUAAUAGCUCCAUUUGUCAAUGUUCUUUGCCAUAUCUGUCACUUCUAGUUGCUUAAGGAAUUAUUCUGAUGUAAGUUGCUCUCUCAGGGACCUGCCUGGUCAUGUUCGUGGGACUCCAACGCUUCAUACCAUAUUUAUGCUGGAUUGCAGGUAUGUUUCAUAACUCUGCUAAGCUUUUAAUGCGUUUAUCGUUUAAGAAGUCAUUGAACUAGAAGAUGAUUCUGGAAUCAUUUUCCUCCUUUCCUUUGAGAACGAACUAUUCCUGUUAAAAUACUUCAAAAUCUUUCCACAGAACGGGAUGUUAUUAAUGUUUGACAUACGCCAAACCUCAAGCCCCCUGGAAUCAAGACCUGGUCUGAGUAGUCACCCGAUCCACACGAUCCAUUCUCUUCCCCCGCAGCCGGAACUGCAUGGCGCUGGAGCUCUCCUCACUGCUUCUGCGGUGGGCCCAUGUCUAUGGGAUACCGGUAGUAAUGAAACCAGGUGAGUUUAGUGAGAGAAACGAGGUCUUUCUACCCGGCCUCCAUCUACAUCUUACUGACUCAUUGGAAAAAACUUGGGUACUCUUCUUCCCUUUGAACUGCCUGUUUGAUGCAGUCCUCAGCUCUUGCCCGAGACGGAGAAUCAGGGCGUCUGCAUAUCACUCGCCUGUGGUGGCUCAGGCACCGACGCCGUUGCUUCAUUCCGCCCCCUAGUCCACACAGGCGUCGGCGGCGGCGGCGCCGGUUCUACCGCCCUCACCGGACCCGUGAGGCUCGGUACCCACGUUCUCUUGAAAAGGGUCGAUGGCCGCAGCUUUCGGCGGCAUGAGGCCGCCUCCGGCAACGUUAGCGACGUGCGGAUGUGCCGGUCGGCCAUUGUGCACGCGGAAGGCGGCGGCACGGCCUUCGUCUACGGGGAUGAAGCCUCCCACGGGUUGUCUGUGUGGGACGUAGCGUCGUUUCAAGUUGUUAAAAGGCUUAAACCACAUGAACACCCCAUACUCGACGUCAAGUUCUCCAAAUACGCUUCUGGGCCAGGUCUCCUGGGUUGUAUCAGCGAGAACAGGAUCCAGGUUUUCCGAGUGCCAUGA
Spirodela intermedia is the source of this 9031-nucleotide messenger RNA. The record is from the annotation of a GenBank genome assembly. NCBI's taxonomy places the organism in Eukaryota, Viridiplantae, Streptophyta, Magnoliopsida, Alismatales, Araceae.